AAGGUGACAAACAGAGCAGAGAGGCAAAAAUACCUGGCGGAAAGAGUGAAAGGGGGUGGAGAAAAGGCUACAUGUUCUAGCUCAUUUAUUUUAGUCAAUCUGUGACACUGGUGUUCAGUGUUAAUGAUUCAUGGAGAGACAAGAAGGAUAGGGAAAGAGGGAGUCGGCACCACUUGGCCAUGCUCCAAAGAGCCUGCAGAGGGGUAGUUUGAUACAGGGGUGAGGAAAGGACAGAGGAGGACAGAGAUAGAAAGAGAGAGAGAGAGAGAGAGAAGGAAGGAGGGAGGGAGGGAAGGGUAGAGAGAGUGUGAGCAAAGGAAAAGGAAAAUGUAAGAAGACAGGUAAGGCAAAAGAAACAAGGCAUAAGACGGUGAACAUGUGACGUGGGGGUGCUGAGAAAGGUAUUCGGUGAAGGAGAAGCCUUGAGGAAUUCUGACAGUAAACUAAGGAGGUGCCAGUUUGCGUCACUGGAAACUCCUUAAGACAAUUACAGCUUCUUCUCAUCAAAGUAAAAAAAAAAAAAAAAAAAAAAGAAAAUUAUUACAGACCAAGCUACAUGGCCUGGAUGUCUGAAAGUGGCUGCAAGGAAACCUUAACCAAAACCUCAAAGAAGAAACCGAAAAACGUGGAUGGCUGCAACCUUCAACCAAAGCUGGCUGGAGUUCAGAGGACAUGCACUGUAGACAGGAGAAGAGGAGGUGCUGGACACUCCGAGAGGACCGGACAAGUCUGAGCUGGUGGGACAUUCAUAAAGAGCUGAAACAGAAACUGCAGCUUUAUAUGGUCUUUUGUUCUAUUCCAUAGCAGAAACAUUCGUCUUGGAUUUGGGUUUUGUUUUCUCCUACAAAUGUUAUUGAGAUUUUUAUUUAUACUGAAACAGCUCAGCGAGUUUAUUUAAAAAAAACUGUAUGUAUGGAACAUAUUGAAUAUGAACAACGCCUCCUAAUAAAGGAGGAUUGUUUUCACUGUCGGAAUGUUGAUAUAUCUGAUUAGCACGCAUAUUUGAGCCUGAGGGUCAGUACACAUAAACAGGACAAGACAGGGAGUGCCUCCUCUUAGCUCCAAGGCUCACAGAACAUUGGGGUUUAUCAAUUUACCUGCACACGGAAAAGAGGAAGAAGACGGAGUGAGACAGAAGUGGGACAAAGGAUUUUUUUUACCUGCCUUUGUGCAGUCUUUUGUUCCAUUCUAGGAUACUUCUGGGAUACUAAGUCAUUCAGAGAUGCUGUGAUUUUAAAACCGGCGGAAGGUGUGCAUCUGAGAAUCAAAGACGCAAGGUACAAGCAAGGAGGAGAGAGGAAGAUGCCUGAGAGCAAGCAGGCAGUCCAUCGAACAGGAAGCUACCUCUCCAACUCUGCUUACAGAAAAAUAAAAAGAGUGCUGAGCUUUAGAAGGCGUGUGUUUGGGCAGCGGUUGGAGGAGACGGUGCUGUACGAGCGCAGGUAUGGAGACCACAUGGCUCCUCUUGUGGUAGAGCAGUGUGUGGACUUCAUCAGGGAGCAGGGUUUGAUGGAAGUUGGGCUCUUCAGGCAACCUGGCCAGGCAACGCUUGUCAAAGAGCUGCAGGAGGCUUUUGAUGCUGGUGAAAAACCAUCCUUUGAUAGCAGCACAGAUGUCCACACAGUGGCCUCUCUGCUGAAGCUGUACCUUAGAGAGUUGCCUGAACCAUUAGUACCCUUCUCCCGCUAUCAAGAGUUUCUUAUAUGUGGCAAAAAAAUCUCCUCAGACAGGGAACAGGGACUGGUGGAAUUAAGAAACCUUCUUCUUGAGCUCCCUGUAGCUAAUUUUAAACUGCUGAAGUACAUCUGUCAGUUCUUAAAUGAGGUCCAGUCCUUUUCUAGCACCAAUAAGAUGAGUAUCCAAAACCUAGCAACUGUGUUUGGGCCAAACAUUCUUCGACCUAAAGCUGAAGACCCUGAAAGUAUAAUUGGGGGUGCAGCUAUAAUACAGCAUCUGAUGUCAGAGCUGAUCCGAGAACACAGCAUGCUCUUCUCAAGAGAAAACAACCGCAAGGCACCAAAAACCUCAGGACCAGCUUUUGCUUCCACGCAUAGACAAGGCAGCCAGGUAGAGUGGGUGUACACCAAGCCUGCUGCUCCUCAAAGACAUCCUCAGCUAGGAUUGAACAGUGAUGGUGAGCACCAACCGGCUCAGACUUUCACGCCAUGCUCCAGGAAAUUCUCACUACCUCUUAUGUCUGAACGGAGAUUUUCCUUCCAAAGUUCACACACCCCGCAUCACCUAGAAGAGCUACAGCAGCAAAAACAGGAAGUCUCCUCUCAGGCAAGCUCGACUCUUCUUUACGAAAACCACGAUCCAUCCCUCUUGGCACUGGAGUCUCCUCACUCUGGACUUCUGCCUCCCCCAACCACUCCACCAACUGCCUCUUCCUCAACGAUUAUAGUUGGAGAAGCUGGACAUGAGAGCUGUAUGCAGUCUACAAGCUGGCCUGGCCUAGGGCAAUGUGGCUGGGAGACUGAGAGAAUUCUAGGAGAAAGUGGUGGAAGCAGUGAAGCCCAGGACAGCACAUUAUCUGUGUAUGACAACAUGGUCACUGGGGUGCAUCAGGACGACUGUAUAGAAGAAGGUGAAGCUGGCACUGGAAUGGUAGACUUGGAGGGUGGCACUGCUAGAAUGGCUGACAUCACCAGUUCCUGGUCUUCCUGUGAGAUUCUGCUUGGGGAUGGGGGCUCUGGUAGCGGUGGAACCGCUAGCCCUUGCCACAGCUCUGUUUGUUUCCCUUCUUACAGGUCAGACCUUGGAGAAAGUGACUUACACCCAUGCUCCCCUGCCUCUUCCACUGCCCCCACAGAUGCCCCAUUAAGUACAGGUAGCAGUGAGGUCUUUCUUCCAAAUGCUUCUACAGAUUCUCAAGACCCCCCUGCCUCUCAAGCAAUACAGUGCCUCGUGGUUGGCCUACGGCAGCAAAUGGCCAGGCAGAAAGCUGAGUACGAGGCCAAGAUCAACAGGUUGGAACAGCGCAACGAGGCCCUCCGGGGGCAGGUAGCGGGACUGCGUGAAACUCUGGAGCAACAGCGUCGACAUGUCAGCGUCGCUGAAAUCAAGAUGCGGAACAUGGAACGAGCUCGGGCUGACGCAGACCGACGGAAUGCUGCACUACAACGAGAAAUGGAGCAGUUCUUUGAAACCUUUGGAGAGCUGAACUCUGAGGCUCGGAAAACAGACCGCAUCAUCCAAAGCUUCUGACACUCCUAAUGUCUCAGCGCUUACAUACCGAGGCUGAUGUUGGUAACACUUUGAUCAUUUGUCUCUGGCAUGUACAAAUGUUAAAAGCCUACUGGACCAAACGGGUGGAAAAAAAAACAUCGAAAAAGACGACGCAUGUCUGAAAAAUGCCUUGUGCCACACUGCAACACAAAGACAAUAAAAUGACCCAAGAGUGGGGGUAAGAUGUGUUAGCAAGCAUGGUGUUAUACGAUACACAAGAAAAAGUCAAUUCUUAUACAACAUCUCAAGACUUUAAUACUAAAGUUUGAUGUAUGACUAAUCUCCCUAACUAAUGAUGGGGUGAUUUAAAUGAAAAUUGAAAUGAUAAACAAUUAAAUUUACAAGUCACACAGAUAUAUAUAUAGAAAAUACUUAAGCCACUUAUUACUUACAGUGCAUUUGUACCAAAAUAAAAUGUGUAAGAAAUGUAAA
Tachysurus vachellii is the source of this 3660-nucleotide messenger RNA. Its product is annotated as rho GTPase-activating protein 24. Gene Ontology annotation, molecular function: GTPase activator activity. Gene Ontology annotation, cellular component: focal adhesion. The record is from RefSeq and is a predicted model, not a curated record. NCBI's taxonomy places the organism in Eukaryota, Metazoa, Chordata, Actinopteri, Siluriformes, Bagridae. Gene Ontology annotation, biological process: signal transduction; negative regulation of Rac protein signal transduction; wound healing, spreading of epidermal cells. The transcript is spliced from 7 exons. Bases 1303 to 3207 code for a protein of 634 amino acids.